Mugil cephalus (flathead mullet) is the source of this 1421-nucleotide messenger RNA. It is a transcript of the gene ankrd29, whose product is annotated as ankyrin repeat domain 29. Gene Ontology annotation, molecular function: protein binding. The transcript has 10 exons. The record is from RefSeq and is a predicted model, not a curated record. Bases 183 to 1079 code for a protein of 298 amino acids. NCBI's taxonomy places the organism in Eukaryota, Metazoa, Chordata, Actinopteri, Mugiliformes, Mugilidae.
CCUCGCAGGACUCACUGCAGAGGAUGGGCUCAGCUGACUGUCAGCCUGUUAUUAUGUCCGCGACCGGUCGCCGCCAACACCCAAACACAGUGCGGCAAAACAGGCGAGUGGGGCUCAGCAUCGGGUCUAAUGAAUGAGUGAGUACCCAGGAAGAAACAUGAGUCACGAAUGAGGUCUGCAGGAUGUCUUUCAAGAAGGAAACACCCCUGGCCAACGCUGUGUUUUGGGCAGCGAGGAAGGGGAACUUGGCUCUGCUUCAGCUGCUGCUCAACAGCGGGCGUGUGGACGCAGACUGCAGAGACAGUUAUGGAACAACGGCGCUGAUGGUGGCGUCGUACAGCGGCCACUAUGACUGUGUCAAAGAGCUUAUCAUGCAAGGAGCCGACAUCAACUACCAGAGAGAGACUGGUUCUACCGCCCUCUUCUUCGCCUCCCAGCAGGGACACCAUGACAUUGUGAAGCUCCUCUUUGAAUUCGGUGCCUCCACUGAAUUCCAGACAAAGGAUGGCGGCACAGCUCUCACUGUGGCCUCGCAGUAUGGUCACUCCAAGGUGGUGGACACCCUCCUGAAGAAUGGGGCCAACGUUCACGAUCAGCUAACUGAUGGUGCCACCCCUCUGUUCCUCGCUGCCCAAGAGGGUCAUGUGACUGUCAUUCGUCAGCUGCUGUCAUCUGGUGCCAAGGUUAACCUACCAAGGGAGGAUGGCACUGCCCCCCUGUGGAUGGCAGCUCAGAUGGGCCAUAGUGAGGUGGUGAAGGUGCUACUCUUGCGCGGUGCAGAUCGGGAUGCUGACAGACAAGAUGGCUCAACAGCGUUAUUCAAAGCCGCUUUUAAAGGACACAACAGCGUCAUCGAGGAACUCCUCAAGUUCUCUCCUUCGCUUGGCCUUCUCAAGAACGGCUCUACUGCCCUUCAUGCUGCUGUUAUGGGUGGCAAUCUCCAAAGUGUUCUGCUGCUGCUUGGGGCCAACGCAGACCCUACACUACCAAACAAGGAUAAUGAACUCCCAGCAGAUCUUACAAAGAGCGAUCGCAUCCUAAAGGUUUUACGUCCAAAAAUCUUGAACGGACACAGUUGAUGACAGCCCAGUCUCUUGCCUACAUGUCUGCCUGUAACACACACUUAGGACGAAGGGGGGGAAACAGCGUCAAAUACUUAAUUAUAACAUGUACUGUACACGGUGCUUGCUUUUGAUUGCGACUGAAAUGAAGCUGUCAUACGCUGAACAAACCUGGACUAAGUAUAGAGUAACACAAAAUGCAUUAGUCUGCCAUGUGCAUUAUCAUCUCCUUUACCCUGUUCUUCCACUAAAUAUGCAUUUAUUUUGUUUACCCCAGGUGUUGUAAUAUUUCUAGAUAUUUUGCACACUAUUUAUUUGCCUUUUUAAUAAAUGUAAUAAAGUGGGAUUUUCUUUAUUAAA